Messenger RNA from Lineus longissimus, 5638 nucleotides. RefSeq names its product atos homolog protein A-like. The coding region runs from base 184 to 3405 and encodes 1073 amino acids. Lineage: Eukaryota; Metazoa; Nemertea; Pilidiophora; Heteronemertea; Lineidae. The transcript has 12 exons. The record is from RefSeq and is a predicted model, not a curated record.
GAUGCAAACACUCCGAGGAAAUUAGACCACGUCGAUUUGUUCUCGAUUUUCACAGAUUUGUCGUCGUUUGUAGCCGCUAAGAUUAUCAUGUCGCGUUAUAAAGAUGUCGUACUACACGUAGAAAUGGUCGAUUUGUCAGGAGACACAACGACAGGCUAAAAUUCAGGGCGAAAUCGAGCCAAAAUGAAGCCUGAACUUGGAAUGGCUGGAAGCAUGGAAGAGGAGCCUGAAGUGGACGCGAGUCGUCUAUUUCGUGAUGUUGGAAUGUUGAUUUUGGAGGCGCGGAUCCCGGAUGAGUCGCCGAAAGGACGUCACGAGGGUCCACACUGUCCGCUGCUGAAACAAGAGGGCAAACAUGUCUGUAAGGAGGAGGAGACCUUGUGCAAAAGAGCCAAUGGCCUGAACGAGGAGAUGCUGUUCCUCUGGAGGAACGAAAUACCGCUUUGUAUCGAGGUGGUGGCCUACCCAGACUGCAGCCACGGUAGGAUGGCUACCGAGAGAGACACGGCCCCUGGUGGGGCGGAGGAGAACUAUUCACUGCUUGAGAGGUGGAUGAUUCAGACCAUACCAAGAAAGCCGUGCGUUCCCCACGUGACCAACUGGAGUUUGUUCCAGGCGUUGAGGUCCUAUCUCUACUUCUCACAGCUGAGUUCGUGGCUGACCGCAUCGAAAGGAACCAAACCAAAAUACUGGGACGUCGGCAUAGUGCCCCCUGGUGAGCUAGACGUGAACCGAUUCUCACAGAAACCCGACUGUCAUAACUUUCCCAUUAUGCACAUCUCCCGGACGAGCAGUAUUAAGAUAUCUGUAUUGACCCGGCCGCGGUCACAAGAAUUACCCAGAAUUCCAUGCCCAUUAUCACAUCAGGACGAAUUAUGCAAAUCAGACGCUGGAAAGAGUCGCGAUAAUGAAAAGAAGGAACGUGAUUGGUCACCUUGUCGCUAUGACGACUGGGGCAUUGCAUCAAACAUAUCAGCUGAUAGGAUGAGGACUAAACAGGCUGGUAACCAUGGUUACCAUGAUGUUGCCACGGCAACGCCUUCUACCUCACGACAACUCUCAGUGACAUCUAGUGACUGUAGUCAGAAUCAACAAUAUCCACCCAAAAAUCGACAAGCUAUGCAACAACGACAGCAACAGGAAUAUGAUCCGACAUCGUGGUCGAAAAAAUUAUCAAAUCAUCCCGAAAAUACGAUCAGGAAUAUGCCACAGCCGGUCAGAAAUACUGGCGCGAUUCCAAAACAACCGAAAAUGACUGAUUAUAAACAGGACAUGUUCCUGCCGUUAAACUCAGCAGGUGCCGCCAUCCCGCAACAAAAACCCGCUUACAAGACGCUGAAGUCGCCAAUGGUUUUGAUGACCGAGCAAAUCGGCAUGCAGUUAUAUUUCGGGCGGGAAAGUUAUGGUGGGCCUGCGUUGCCACAGAGGAAUAAGGUCCCCUACGUGGAGCUCUCGCCGUCUGAAAUUGAACGAUAUUUGACGUCGUUGUGUCAACACCGAAACAAAUCCGACUCGCCAGACUCUUUAUCACCUUCAAGUUUAGAGAGCAGAUCACCAUUGGUUUUGUCGCCGAAGUUUGAGAAGUUUCCCACUGCGAGUCAGGACUUUAAUACUCAUAGUCUUUCAUAUGAUGCCCCAGCGCAACCUGUUAGAAAUGAUAGGAAUGACGUUUCGGACUCUCAGCGCACAACUAUGACGACGCCAUCUGGUGUCAAAAUGUCACCCUCAUACGAACGUACAUGCCUUAUUGGAAAAAUGGACUCAAAUCGGCGAUAUGAUUUAAACAAUGCCAAAAUCGCAAAGGUUUUGGAUUAUGAUGAACCUGAAGUGGACGUUCAAAAUCAGAGUCAAAGUGACAUACUCUCCUGCCAAGGGAGGUUAGAAUCUCGAUGUUUAAGUCCACGGAUUACGUCCCAUUCGUCAAGUUCGAGUGCGGAGUCGGUCCAAACGAUAGUCAGCGCCACCUGUGGGUCCGUGUCGAACUCUCCGAAAACUUCUGGCUUAUUUGUGGAAUUAAAAGCCGAGGAACUGAGUCAGAAGCUACAAAAGGCUAAACUAACCGAUUCGAGUAAUGGAAAUUUGGGUUCCCAGGCCGAACUAAGUGAUAAAAAUUCUUGUUCGGACCGAGCGAAAUUUUACAUCGGGGAAAAUAGUGACAAUGAGGAGGACGAUGGGUUGGUUGAAAAGGGGGAUUUUGUUGAAAAUGGCGCCGGGAAGGAGUUGUCUCAUAACGGAGCUGAAAUAUCCCAAAAUGGAGACAUUGUGAAACAAUGUGAGGUAAAAACUGAAAAUGGAGUUUUCAAUCAUGCAAAUGUCGCGUCAUUGGAAAAGCCCGAAUUGGCAGAGAACGGUGUGUAUAAAAUUCGGAAUCGUGUCGUGGAGAAUCGCGUUGCGGAUUCGAUGAGGGAUGCGAGGAAUGUGUCGUCGGCAGAUGGCGUCACGAAGGGUUUCAAGAAAAGUACGUCUCUGCUUCAGAGUCUGAUGAAAGAGAAGGCAAGCAACCAGGAGAAUGUUCCACCGACGAAAUCCAUGCCAAUUCCUACAGAGAAGGACAAGACAAAUUUCCAUCGCAACUACACAGCGAGUGCAUCCAUGCUGUUCAACUAUGCCACCGGGUUACCCAUGCAGUCAAGUCCUGCACCGAUCAAGAAGAAUCAAACCCAUGCCUUUGGCUUCGAUACCACCCUAACACAUCCUAGAGCCAUCAAAAAUGCCAUUUCAUGUUAUGCACUCGAUUCCAACGAGAAGAGCAACAACCAAGAUGACGUCCCAAUCAACAACAAACUCAGUCGUAGCGCCCCCGCAUCCACAAACUCACUGCUUGGAAAUUUCGAGGAAAGUUUGUUGAAUGGCCGUAUAGAUCCUGUCGGCAUUGUGGACGGAUUCAACGCAGAGAUUGGCGCUAGUGGUUCGUUCUGCCCGAAACAUGUCCACAUCCCAGUCACUGCAUACUUCUUCAAACUCUCUGAUGACAAUGCUCCGUCACCUUACUUGGGUCACAUCAACCUUGAGAGCGUUGGAAAGAAGGGAUAUCAUGUCCCAAAGAAAGGCACAGUACAAGUGACAUUAUUCAACCCGAGCAAAAACGUCGUCAAGAUGUUCGUGGUGAUGUACGACCUAUCCGACAUGCCGUCGAAUUGUCAAACGUUUCUGAGGCAGCGAACGUUAUACAUGCCGGUGGCGGACUGCCGACAAGACCAAGAGAUGGAAGAACUGCCAGCAUAUCUGCGAUACCUCAUACAUUUAAGAUUCAAAAGUUCUAAGACUGGACGCAUAUACCUCCAUACUGAUAUCAGAGUGAUCUUUGCCAGGGACAAGUUUGAAUUCGAUCCACGAGUGGCCACAUACGAACUCCGAUCAUUCACCGAAGGACCAAGCAAUCCAAAGUUUUCGCCCAUAAAAUAAAGGAUGGCGAUUUGGGCGUGAAGACAGUGAAGCAUCUAUUGAUUAGAAGGGCCGAUGGAGGAUAUAAGUUUACACCAAGUUCUUGAUUUCGAUCGUCUGUGCUAUCCCCCAACCUUGUGAUGUAACUGUUGCCAACAUUCAGGGGAACUUAAAAUCAUCAUAAUAUUUAUUGUCCAUAGAGCUAGUUCCUAGAAAUUCCAUGGAUAGACUAGUCAUUGGAUUCUAGUUGCUUAGCAACGGUUUAGGUUGCUAAGUAACUGAGGGUUGCUUAGCCACUGUUUUGUUGCUACGCAUUUUACUUUUAGUAGUAUGGUUAUUUUACUACUAAAUAUAAAGGUGUUGUUGUGAUUGGGGUGAGGAUUGAAUAAUCUAAGUCUAAAGACUGAACUGUAUCGAAUAAGACUGUAAGGCGGUUGCAAGGUGAUGGUUCAGUUGCUAAGAGAUGGUUGUGUUGCCAGGCAACUGGUAGGGUUGCUAGGAAACUGGACUGUGAUGAAAACAGGUUGCUUAUAACCAGUGUGAUAAACGAUUUCAAGUGUUUUGAAAUGUGUUAUGUGCCAAUUCGUUUGAGAAUUAUAAAAAAGAUGAGAUAUUGAAAGAAUUUGGAAUCUUGCAAGAGAGGAAGGAGUCUAAUUGAUGUUGAUUGGCAGCUGAAGACUUCAAUCAGAUCAGUGUGUGAUUCCUUAUGGUUGCUAUGGUUUCGAAAGGAUUAGGACAGUUGAUGUCAUGGCUGGUGUGGUGGGAAGUGGUUUUGAACUGGUUGCAACAAAGCAUCAAUGAAUAUUCAUAUGCAGUACUAAGUUCAGAAUAUAGAAUUGUUAUUUAUUGCUUGGUUGCUAAGAAACCAGUUGUAAAUAAAGCAGGUGUUAUGUAACACUAUGUGUUAUCAUGGUGAUGUUCAGGUAACUAUGGCAACACCUUGUGUUACCAUGGUUACACUUGCUGCUGCCAUGGUUACACUCGGAGGAGGUAGGUGUUGAUUGUUAAAUAUUGCAGCGUUGAGAUUUUUAAUUUUGAUAAUUCUGAAAAUUGAAAUUGUUAACCAAUGUUUUAGCGAGUAGGAGUGUGAAAAAACUUGUUGUAUUUUAUUGAUGGAAAUAUUUAAAAUUACAUAAUCGAAUCUGUGUUGGAGGUUUAAGUGACUUUUCCCUCAUCAUACCAUAGUGAGUAUCAGUAUAUACAAUAGUGUAAAAACGAUUUUGAAAUUCAAUUGUAUGAUUUUUUCUGAAAUCUAAAACUGUAGUAGCGUGAGCAGAUUGAUAUACAUUUCAUUGUGGUUUGAAGGAUGACAGCCAGUUGGCCAGAUAAACAGAUAUCGACUGCUGUUCUCUAUUCAUGUGGUCAGAAGGAUAUCGAGGUGUAGUUUAAAUGGGUGCAAGAUCGUCUGCCUAACACCCUGUUUUAUUGUAUAGACAGCAUGGCGAGAUCUCUCCAGUGAUCACAUAUUUCGAUCGAGAUAACAGAAUAAGGUCAAUCUGUAAGUGCGUUCAUCAUCUUAGUCUCAACUUAAACUUGUAGGACGUUCAGAAUUCUUAAUUUGUGUAUUUUGUGUUUAGUCGUAUGGCACUUUUAGGAAUCACAGAGUUCAACUCUUGGAAUAAUUAGACUUUUUCGUAAUUCCACCGUGCAAUUUUUACUUUGGUUUAUUUAUCUAUUUUCUUCUCAAAAUUGAGUUUGAGUGGUAUUUAUUUUUAAAUAAAUUCCCUGUGGUUCAUUUUAGGAAGGCAUCACUUUUAUUUAUCGUAUACAUCGAUCCAGAUUCAAUGUCGAUUUCAUCAACGUCAUUGCAAAAUUUCAAAAGGUCAUGAAAAACUUCAAAAAUCUCUGAAUUUUUUCUCAUCAUCUCUAUCAUUCUGAGGAAAUCAAGGGUUAAUAUUCAUGUCUCCAGCCCUGCACACAACCCUCUGAGACAUUCACCUUCAUAAGCUGAAACAACAGAGCUGGAGAAGUCAACAUUAACCCCUGAUUCUUAGAAUACGUCUCCAUAUAAAAUUACUUUUCAUGCAAAAGCUUUGACGAGAACUUUCUGGUAAUAAGAUUUAUGUCUGAAUUUUCUCUUGUUUCCGAUACGUUAAAAUGUGAUACAAAUUUGAGUUGAGACAAGCUUUGAUUCGAAUUCUAAAUAAAGAACGCGUUAGACUAAUUGUUAUGAGUAUUGUACAUGAAUGCAAGCUAUUUAUUAUAUAAUGUUAUUUAUUACUGUCUUAAAUAAAAGGGGGCGCUCUAUCACUUU